AAAAAGUCCUGAGUUCUGUACAGCAGCGCAGCUGUUGUGCUGGAUGCCGCCGGGCUAUAACUGAUCUAGCUUGCCCUCCCGUCCCGGCAUCUCUCGGGUAGGGCCAGAUGCCUUCGCGUCCAGUCAGUCGCUCCAAGUGUAGAGUAAAUUCGGUUUCGGGCGAGUGAUUUCGGUAUGGAAUACCUCCGAAACGCUGGAAAAUCCGAUGAUUCUUGAUGUUUCUGACCGAUUUCCGACUUUGCAGUCGAAUCGGGCCAACAAAACAAAAAUUCAGCUCGAUCGACCAUUAGAAAUGAUUAUUUGAGUAUCCGGACAGAGAUCUGGGCUUGUCCAGCUCUAACUCUGCAGCGAGAAACGGAUUAUCCGUACGAAAAUAGGAUGCAAGAAGGCCAAAGAGCACGAGAACCUGGAGUAAAUAUGUGUCAGGCUGCAGAAGGACAUAUGUGUGAGCGACCGGGAACCUGUUCUUCUCUAACACGCAACGUGAAAG
Molecule: messenger RNA, 490 nt
Organism: Mycena citricolor
Lineage: Eukaryota; Fungi; Basidiomycota; Agaricomycetes; Agaricales; Mycenaceae
Source: the annotation of a GenBank genome assembly